This is a messenger RNA of Nannizzia gypsea CBS 118893, 441 nucleotides long. RefSeq lists its product as hypothetical. The record is from RefSeq and is a predicted model, not a curated record. Bases 1 to 441 code for a protein of 146 amino acids. NCBI's taxonomy places the organism in Eukaryota, Fungi, Ascomycota, Eurotiomycetes, Onygenales, Arthrodermataceae. The transcript has a single exon.
AUGAAGUUCACCAUCCCAGCUACUCUCGGCCUCAUGGUCUCUCUCUCCUCUGCUGCUGCCAUCUCUGGCACAGUCACCCUCAGUUACGACCCAAUGUUCGACAAUGCCGGUCUCAGUCUCACUCAGGUAGCCUGCUCUGACGGCACCAACGGCCUCAUCACCAAGGGCUUCACCACCGCCGGCUCUCUCCCCAACUUCCCCAACAUCGGUGGCUCCUUUGCCGUCGAGGGAUACAACAGCGCCAACUGCGGAAAAUGCUUCAAGGUCACCUGGCCCGUCCUCAACAAAUCCAUCUUCGUUACCUCCAUCGACAGGGCCACCGGCUUCAACGUCGCCAAGAGGGCUAUGGACACUCUUACCAACAACCAGGCCGAGCACCUCGGAAGAAUCAACGUCACCUACGAGCCCGCUAAACCAAGCGACUGUGGAUUCAAGGCUUAG